Plectropomus leopardus (leopard coralgrouper) is the source of this 1968-nucleotide messenger RNA. Its product is annotated as nuclear autoantigenic sperm protein-like. The record is from RefSeq and is a predicted model, not a curated record. NCBI's taxonomy places the organism in Eukaryota, Metazoa, Chordata, Actinopteri, Perciformes, Serranidae. Gene Ontology annotation, cellular component: nucleoplasm. Gene Ontology annotation, biological process: CENP-A containing chromatin assembly; DNA replication-dependent chromatin assembly. Gene Ontology annotation, molecular function: histone binding.
CAAAUUGAAACAACGGAGCAGUCGGUCUGAACAGCAGCAGCAGGGACUCCAGCAGGCACACAUUUUAACCUUUCACUUGGCAUUUCUCGGUCCAGUUUAGCGAACAUGGAGGAGGCCAACAAGCUAAUCGGCACGGGCAAGAGGCACCUGGUGAUGGGGAAGGCGGUGGAGGCGGUGAGCGCCCUGCAGGAGGCCUGCGGCAUGCUAGCUAAAAAGUAUGGAGACACCGCAGACGAGUGUGGAGAGGCUUUCUACUGGUGCGGCAAAGCGCUGCUGGAUUUAGCACGGAUGGAGAACUCAGUCCUGGGUAAUGCUCUGGAGGGAGUACCAGAGGAGGAGGAGGAUGAAGAAAAACCCAAAGACUCCAAUGUUGACAGCACAGAAAACAUUGAUGAGAAAACCAGAGAUGAGCUGAGGGUUCAGGUGUAUGACGCCAUGGCGGAGAAGAAAAGUGAAGACGCGGAGAAGAAAAGUGAAGACGCGGAGAAGAAAAGUGAAGACGCAGAGAAGGUUAAAGAGAAGCCUAGCGACGAUAAAGAGAAGAACGGUGACGUAGAAAAACCUGGUGAUGAGCCACAGAAAGCUGCAGAGAAAGAGGAGCAAAAGCACAGCGUGGCAAACGGAGGCAAAUCUGAUAAAAGUGAAGAGAAGACCGAAAAUGACAAAGAAGCCGAGAAAGAAUCGGGAGAUAAGGAAGAGGAAGCAGAAGAUGGUGAGGAAGAGGAGGAGGGGGAGGACGGUGAUGAUGCAGAAAUGGAGUGUGAUGCAGAAGAACAAGGAGACGGAGCUGCUGAGAAGGACAGUGAUGAUGAUGAAGAGGAGGUGGGGAACCUGCAGCUGGCCUGGGAGAUGCUGGAAGUAGCUAAAGUCAUCUACAGAAGGAAAGAGACCAAAGAGGAUCAACUCAUGGCUGCCCAGACGCACUUAAAACUGGGAGAGGUUUCCUCAGAAUCAGGAAACUACACUCAGGCGUUGGAGGACUUCCAGGAGUGUCUGAAGCUGCAGGUGAAGCACCUGGACUCAGACAGCCGCCUGCUGGCUGAGACUCACUACCAGCUUGGUGUGACCUACAGCUUAAACCUCCAAUACAGCGAGGCCAUCGAGGCGCUGAAGAGCUCCAUCUCUGUCAUAAAGAGCAGGCUGGACAAACUGCAGGGGCUGAUCGACCAGGCCGAGGGUCCGGAGGCUCUGCCAGCUGAGAGGAAGGAGAUGGAGGAGCUGAAGGCUCUGCUGCCAGACAUCCAGGAAAAGGUGGAGGACGCCGCAGAAAGUCUGAAAAUGAUGAACGCUGCUGCGGAAACGGCAAAGGCUGCACUGGAUGGAGGCUCCACUUCCUCUGGAUUUCCCGGCUCCACGGCGCAGAACGGAGACUCCUCAUGCAGCUCAAAGAUAAACGGCACAUCAGCCAACGGAGUCAGCUCUACCAACGGACACGCGUCCACGGCUCCAGUCUCUGACAUCUCCCACCUCGUCAGGAAGAAGAGGAAGCCUGAGGAGAGUCCGGUGAAGGAGGGCGUGGUCAAGAAGGUGAAGCAGAAUGAUGGUCAACCUAACGGCGUUCACGAAGCCAACGGAGACACUAACGGACACGCUAAGAGUACGGAAGUCAAGAGUCAGUGAAGCUGAACUCCUCCAGGUUUUUGCCUCCAUCUCUUGCAGAGAUUCACCAACACGCCGAGCUCUUACUGCCCCCGCACUUGUUUGCUGGUUGUAAAUAUGUGUUUUUCAGUGCCUAUUAUGUUUGUGUUUGUUCACAUGUGUAACCUAUCAAGUUCAAUAAAGUAUUGGUUGAUAAAUCUGGUUUGAUCCUGAAUGAAUUGCUCACAGUAGCUGAUUUGAACAGUGAGGAUACACUAGUUAGACAGAGAAACAAUUUGUCAUUUGCAGAGAAACUGCCCAAAACUUCAUAUAGGUAGUAUAGUAUUUAGUUAGCUAGAUGCUACUUUUUCAUUCAAUAUUUAUGUUCCU